GUACUUAAAGAGUGGUAUGGCAACGCCUGAGUGUUUUGAUUGUGGAUAAACAGGCCAGUCACUUCGAUAAAGUACCAAUUCGUCCGCCAUGAUGAACCGAAAAAAGCGUGAAGAUCUGGAGGAAAAUGAACUGGAGGGGAUCACCGAGGCGGAGCUGGCGCGGCUCCAGCGCCAGUAUCGCAUCAUGGACAACGACAGGAAGGCAUACUACAAGGAGACGCAGACUGUUCUCCGCAAACAAAGGCGAAUUAUCGACAACUUAAUGGCGGAGAAGACUGAGAUCGACACAGAUAUGAGCCUGAUCAAGUCCAAUUACAACGUACGAAAAAAUAAAGCCGCUUCUAAGAAACUUAAUGGCUACGUCGAACGACAAAAGGAAAUUCUCGAUGAGAUUGAAUCGGAGAGGCAGCAACUGGCCGACAUCGACAGUCGGAUCAAGCGUGUGGAGCGGGAGAUACCCAAGCAGGCCAAGCGAGGCGGCGCCAACGAUGUGGUGCGCAACAAACAGUUUCAGCUGCAGCGGAAGGCGAGGCGCCUGGAGAACCGCCUGUACACGACGAACGUGAACUUCAACACCAUGCUGGUGGAGAACAACAGGCUGCGCGCCGAGAUAGACCAUCUGCUGAUCGAGCGUGGCACCUUCAACAAGCACUACCGCAAGCUGAUCGAGCGUCUGGCAGCCACCAAGCAGAAGACGUCCGACAUCAUCGACCAGGCCACGCAGGCUUACGACCAGCGAGAUGAGGCUAACUCGAAAACAGCGGCGCUGCGAGACCGCAACGCGAAGGAGUCGGUGGCUCACAUGACGGAGCUGAAGGACCUGCUGCGCACUCUCGACCACGACCAUAAGCUGAAGGAGUUCAUGUCGACCAAGGCUCACGAAAGGCAGAUAGAAGAGGACGAGGAGAAAAUAAAGAAAAAAGAUCAUGAGCAGUCUGCGGAGAAGACAGCGGAGGAGACGGUGCUCGCCUACCGCGAGGCGUUCGGGCGUAUCCGCGACAUUGCCGGCGAGUCGGACGUUAGCAGCCUUAUAGCGCAGUAUGUCAAGAUGGAGGACAAAAACUUCGCGCUGUUCAACUACGUCAACGAACUCAAUACGGAGGUGGAGACGCUGCAGGAGCAGAUCACGCUCACAGAAGAGGCGAUUGAGAAGACGAAGCAAAAGGACGUGGAAGAGACGCAGAGCAAACAGGAGCAGAUUCAGGUGUUAGAGCACGAGACACAGGAGACGGCCGAGCUGGCGGACCGGGCUGAGCAGUCGCUGGAGCGCUACCAGGUGCUGCUGCGCCAGCUCUGCCUCGGCGUCGACCAGCUGGUCACGGAGACCAAGUGCGAUCGCUCGCCCAUUCUCGAACUUCUUGGUAACAACCAACAAGUGACUGAGAAUAACAUCAUGACGUACCUGACGAUGGUCGAGCAGCGCGUCAACGACCUGCUGCGCGUGCGCAAGUUCAUCGACUUCCAGCGCGACUCGGGUCAGGCGCUGGAUGACUCGGAGGAGUCUCAGUCUCAGAGCGGCUCGGUGGAUUCGGCGCGCCAGCAGAGCAGCCGGCUCAUGCUGCCGCAGCAGCUGGCCGCCGUAGACAUAAAGGUGGCAGCACCGUCGCCCGGCGACGAGAGCGACGCCGAAAGUGACGCGGUACCGCUCACCGAGGACCAGAUCAAGCAGAAGCUGGCCGCGCCGCCGGAGACGCCCGACGCCCACGUCAAGAAGAAGAAGCUGCGUCACAGCGCCCAGCGCUCGCCCAGGAGCCAGCUGACCUAGUCUCGACCAACGGCAGGCCCUCUGGCGCCUGGGGCCGAGCUCAGUGUCAGAUAAGAAAUGAGAUUUGUGAGCUAGAUGGCUGGAAUCGAAGGUCAAAAUCGUGUAGAGUGCACAGGCUCUGAAUUAAGAAUCGAAGUAGUUCCGAUCAGUAAAAGUCUUUGAAUUGGGUUACGAUCUGGUGAGGGCAGGGGUGUAUGUCACUAAACAAGGUUCGGUACGUUUUAAAGUAACCUUAGAGGCCUGUUUCGACAUUUGUCCAGAGAGCUACUGUCAUGCAAUGCAUGUGUGGUACUGCUGCCGUUUUGUGCGCCAGUUCCAUAGAUGUCACGUCGCUAAAUUGUCUUGUCUCUUCUGUGCAGCGAACACAAUAGAACCUCUAUGACGCGUA
This is a messenger RNA of Pollicipes pollicipes, 2153 nucleotides long. RefSeq names its product Coiled-coil domain containing protein 114 (gene Ccdc114). The record is from RefSeq and is a predicted model, not a curated record. The coding region runs from base 89 to 1765 and encodes 558 amino acids. The transcript is spliced from 10 exons. NCBI's taxonomy places the organism in Eukaryota, Metazoa, Arthropoda, Thecostraca, Pollicipedomorpha, Pollicipedidae.